GUCCCGCCGGGCCUCCCGGCGCAGAAGCCCCGCGCCCGCCGCCUCGCCUCCGGGUGCCCGCUCUGCGCCCCUCCUCCCCGCCGAGCGACUGGGCCCCGGCGGCCCCCUCCUCUGACCCGAACCAGCCCGAAACGGACCCGCAUGGACCGCCGAGCCCCGGGGACCCCCGGCUUCUCCCGCCCCCAGCGGUCAGGUCCGCUGUCGACAUCGCCUCUGAGGUUGGCCCGGCCCCGUAGGAGGCGGAGAGGUUUGGAUUAGCAGACAGCCCUUGCCACUGUGCGUCCUCCACUCGGAGCUGUGAACUCUCUACCCGCGUCGCCCUGCCUGGUGGGCUGCAGAGCCAUGGCAACCGAGGAGAAGAAGCCCGAGGCCGAGGCUGCCCGAGCACAGCCCACCCCGUCGUCAUCGGCCACGCAGAGCAAGCCCACACCUGUUAAACCAAACUAUGCUCUGAAGUUCACCCUGGCCGGCCACACGAAAGCUGUGUCCUCUGUGAAGUUCAGCCCGAAUGGGGAGUGGCUGGCGAGUUCGUCUGCAGAUAAACUCAUUAAGAUUUGGGGAGCAUACGAUGGGAAAUUUGAGAAAACCAUCUCUGGUCACAAGCUGGGAAUAUCUGAUGUGGCGUGGUCCUCAGAUUCUAACCUCCUUGUUUCUGCCUCAGAUGACAAAACCCUGAAGAUAUGGGACGUGAGCUCGGGAAAGUGUCUGAAAACCUUGAAGGGACACAGCAAUUACGUCUUUUGCUGUAACUUCAACCCCCAGUCCAACCUCAUCGUCUCGGGCUCUUUUGAUGAAAGCGUGAGGAUAUGGGACGUGAAGACGGGGAAGUGCCUCAAGACCCUGCCCGCGCACUCGGACCCCGUCUCAGCCGUUCAUUUUAAUCGUGAUGGAUCCUUGAUAGUUUCAAGUAGCUACGAUGGUCUCUGUCGGAUCUGGGACACCGCCUCGGGCCAGUGCCUGAAGACACUGAUCGACGAUGACAACCCUCCCGUGUCGUUUGUGAAGUUUUCUCCGAAUGGCAAGUACAUCCUGGCCGCGACCUUGGACAACACACUGAAGCUCUGGGACUACAGCAAAGGCAAGUGCCUGAAGACGUACACGGGCCACAAGAAUGAGAAGUACUGCAUAUUUGCUAAUUUCUCCGUCACUGGAGGGAAGUGGAUUGUGUCGGGCUCGGAGGACAACCUGGUCUACAUCUGGAACCUGCAGACCAAGGAGAUUGUACAGAAGCUUCAGGGCCACACAGACGUUGUCAUCUCGACGGCCUGUCACCCGACCGAGAACAUCAUCGCUUCGGCCGCCCUGGAGAACGACAAGACGAUCAAGCUCUGGAAGAGUGACUGUUAGGCCCGCCGCGCGGGGGCUGUCGGGAAGCCCACCCGGACUGGCGGGGGUGCGGCUCCCGGAGGGGCUCCUGGGGUCCGGGCCUGGGGGCCGGAGGGGCUGGGCCUGAGCCGCCUCUGAAGACGACUUGCCUGGGGCGUGUCUCCCACUGGAGGGUUCUAGAAGUUGCUGGUGAAGUUUCUCGCCAAUUCCUCUCACCGUUGGGGAAGAGUUCCUAGUCUAUGUUGUGUUCAAAGAGAGUCAACAGAAAUUUUUAAUUUUUUAUUACAAAAAGGUGAAGUUUAAUUUACCACGAGUUGUGUGUUUUUCCAGUAACUGUUCUGUACCGUUUAUGCGAUUUUAUCCCCCAGUGCCAGCGCUGUGACCACGGCUGUGUUGCUGCCACGGCUUCUGGCCACCAGCCUGGCCCGCCCGAACUUGGGGGUUGCCCCUGUCAGUGCUCAGCAGAUGCCCUGGAGACGCUGUCCCGCCUGUAGCAGUAGCCACGUGUCUUGAGUCUUUCUGGGAAGCACAGAGCGGUGUGCACUGGCGUCCGGGUAAAAGCCUUCUGUGUUUUGGGGUUGUUGCCCCUGUGCUGUUGGCGUGGCGACCACACUCAGGGCUUCCAUUUGUCCCACGGGCGGUCACACUACAGGCAGCGCCUCGGGCUGUAAUGAAGGCAGGGUCGUGUGCGCGUGUGGCAGCCGAGCUCUCAGCAAAGCUUUCCUCCGUGUGGCUCUUUUAGGAAAAGUCUCAGUUGGCAGGAGGUUGAAAGGAUUUUUCUCACGAGACGGGUCCCCCGAGUGAUGUGCCCACUCCUUCCUUGUCCACGCGGGGUCCGGGGCCUCAGAGGGCGAGUCAGCCGUCCCCGCGGGCUAACGGCACAUAGAUGUGGGGCCGCGGGAAGGAGGCGGAGGGCCUAGUUGGGAUGGUGCCGGGGACCCUGCGAUGUCGUCCUGUGGAACGUGGCAGACGCUGGCGAGGGCGGGGGUGUGGGCGGCCCGGGUCUGGGGCGCACAGGCUGGUGCCCGCCCCCGCCGCCAACCGCGGGACCCAUGGGCUUGGGAGCCGGCCCCUCGCAGGGAGCUGGGUGUCAUCCGCCCUCCUCGCGCACCCAGCGGCUCUGCUCGCUGGGUCAGGGGCCUCUUUCCUGCCGGCGGGAGUGGGGUGUGGGGCGCACCGGACUGCAGGGCAGUGUUGUCGCAGAGCCGCUGCCGUCCACAGGGACCCCUCCCUGCAGCCAGGCCACCCUGGGGUUCCGAUCCCGCCUGUGGCCCCGAGACCUUGGCUGGGGAGGCGCGUCCCCUGCCUGAUGCCGGGCGGUGGGGCCAGUCCUUGGGUUCCGGGGGUCCCUGCAGAUGGGGGAGCGGCAGCCCACCCCGCAGCGGCCACUGUGGCCCAGAGAGGACAGUUGCACCGGCGUCUGGAAACGAACCUCCCGCCGUUCCCCGCCCCCCCCCGCGCCACGUGGGAAGAAGCCGUGCGGACGCUGGCUGUCGUAGGAGCGAGUUGCUCCGGUGAAAGGACCCCCGUGUCGGCAGCGUCCGCACGGGGGACGCUGAGGCCCCGCGUCGGUGGCGGAGGCCUGGCCUCGGGAUUUCCGAGACCUUGAGGUUCUUUGGGUUUUGUUGGUUCCGGUGUCGGACUCGCCCCGGGGGGAGGGGCAUGCGUGCAGAGUGCCGUGUUCUUGAAUAUAGUUUAUUUUUUCUACAUUUGAAUUCUCUGUUGUAGAUUUAUGUAAAAAUACAUUCUCUUUUUGAAAAUAAAGAAUUUCCUGUCUUGUAA
Messenger RNA from Delphinapterus leucas (beluga whale), 3108 nucleotides. It is a transcript of the gene WDR5, whose product is annotated as WD repeat domain 5. Gene Ontology annotation, molecular function: histone binding. NCBI's taxonomy places the organism in Eukaryota, Metazoa, Chordata, Mammalia, Artiodactyla, Monodontidae. Gene Ontology annotation, cellular component: Set1C/COMPASS complex. The record is from RefSeq and is a predicted model, not a curated record.